ACGAAAAUGUAGAUGAACCUUUUCCAUGGAUUGAUUAAAUGUGGAACAACAUCUGUGAUAGAAACUUGCUAUUGUAGUGUACUUGAUGAUGGAUAUAGUUAUUUUGGAUGCAUCAACACAUUUGUACAUAGUCAUGUGUUUUAUGGGGAAGUAAAAUGUAGGAGUUUCAAUGAGUGAGUGAGUGAGUGUUGGUCUGUUGUUUAGUCCAGCCAUUAAGCACUUAAUGGAAGCGGAUUGGUUUUGAAAGCCGGAUAAAUGUUUAGCCUUGAAAAGCCAUUGCCUUGAUGGAAACUCUUGAUCAAUGAAACAAAGUACGUCACCUCAUACAUCGAUACAAUAAUAAUCGGCCCGUCUUCACUCAAUGGAGUUUGAAAGUGAUUUGUCAUGUACGCUGGAAUACAAGAGUUUUCGAAGCACUGUGCCUCUGAAACAGAUUGUAGUUGACAGUGAUGGGUUGAAGGUAUGGAAGGUUUAUGAGGCGGGGCCCAGGGAGGUGCGAUGCCCCUUGGUAUGCCUGCCGCCUGUCAUUGGAACAGCUGACUGCUUCUAUAGACAAGUGCUUUCCCUGACAGCACGAGGAUACAGAGUUAUAUCGGUGGAGUAUCCAGUAUAUUGGAAUGUUAUGGACUGGUGUGAGGGAUUCAAGCACCUGCUCGACCGUCUGGAUGUGGACCAGGCUCACAUCCUAGGUGCUUCACUUGGAGGAUUUUUGGCCCAGAAGUUUGCUGAGCUGACCUCAAAUUCUCCCCGGGUUGCCUCACUCAUUCUGUGUAAUUCCUUCAUUGAUACAAAGAUCUUCAACUAUACAGACUCAUCUUCAGUAUUUUGGAUGUUGCCUUCAACUCUGCUCAAGAAAAUGAUUAUUGGACGGUUUCCCAGAAAACUGAUGGACCCCCAUAUUGCUGACUCCAUAGACUUCAUGGUGGAAAGAUUGGAAUGUUUGUCUCAGAGUGAGUUAGCUUCAAGACUCACCCUCAAUUGUUCUCCAGACUAUGUUCAACCUCAGAAAGUUGAGAUGGAGGUGACGCUGGUUGAUGUCUUUGAUGAGUCUGCCUUGUCCCAAUCUGUAAAGGAGGAAAUGUACAAGUGUUAUCCAAAUGCCCGUCUGGCUCACCUGAAGACAGGAGGCAACUUUCCUUUCCUCUCAAGAGCAGAUGAAGUUAAUAUGUACAUACAGGUUCACUUGCGAGGUUAUGAAGGCACCCAUCUGAGUGCCACCGACUCUGGCACACCAGUGGAGCGAUAGCAGGGGUGGACACUGGGCAGGGUGAUGGUCCAGUUGCCAUGCUGGUGUGAACAGUAUUUGGCACAUACCCAGGCCUUGUGAGGGAGAUCAGUGCCAUGUGUUCAUUGUUUAUAUUUCAUCUUUAUAGAUGUAUAGCAUUUGUAUUUGGGUUUACCAUCGUACUUAAAUUCCUAUGUAAAGCAGCAAUAUGAAGCCUAAAGCAUGUAGUCAUGAUUAUGCUACUGCAGUAUUUUAAGACACUGAAACAUUUAUGUCUACUUGGAAAGCUUGGACAGAAGUACAGGCUUAAUAUUGUAUUUGUUGUUACAGUAUUCUGUUAUGAAAUGUAUGCAUCACUAAUUGACAAGGGUUGUUGUGUAUCACCAUUAACAGUGCAUAUGUGUUUUUCAAACAGUCAAAGCCAAGCUCAUUAUCAUUCAACUUAGAAGUUCAUGAGUGCCAUUUCAAACUGUGUUGUGAAGGUAUCUCAGUUGUGUAAUGCAUCACCCUCCUAGUUGUUAUAGUGUUUUCUCUACACUGGUGCAGUUGUGGCAAUGUGUGGCCACUUAGAUGCUCUUCGUUUUAUCAGCUUCAGUGCGCUGGUCACUUUUGUCAUGCACAAAAUAAAUGAAUUACAUUGUAGGAUAACUUCAAGUAUCUGCCAUCUGCCCAUUCCAUAGAUGAUUGGUUUUAUGAAAGCUUUGCAGAAUCCAUCAUUCUGGGAAACUUUAUUAGUAAAAUUAACAAGAAAUUUGCUAAAAGAUAACUAUUUAUAUGAUAUAUCCUUUAUUAUUAUAAAUUUUCUUUGAUAGCACAUGAAACUGGAGAUGCUUCUGGUAAGACCUGGGCAUUGUGUUUGUGCCCAAGUGUAGGGAGAGUGAAGAGUAUUUUUGUACAAAUGGUAAUGUGGUAGUGUAAGAAAAAAAUAUAUGCUUCAUUUAUCUUACAGUCGGUGGAUGAGGGCAGGAAAUAUGGUUCUACUAAAGCCUCAUAACAUUUUUCAAUAAAGUGUUAUUUACA
Portunus trituberculatus (swimming crab) is the source of this 2245-nucleotide messenger RNA. Its product is annotated as maspardin-like. Lineage: Eukaryota; Metazoa; Arthropoda; Malacostraca; Decapoda; Portunidae. The transcript is spliced from 9 exons. The coding region runs from base 362 to 1246 and encodes 294 amino acids. The record is from RefSeq and is a predicted model, not a curated record.